Molecule: messenger RNA, 783 nt
Organism: Arachis ipaensis
Lineage: Eukaryota; Viridiplantae; Streptophyta; Magnoliopsida; Fabales; Fabaceae
Source: RefSeq, a predicted model, not a curated record
AUGGAAAUGAUGGAAAAAAGGAUAGAUGGACUUCAAUUGGCUGCAAUUAGCACAACAAGCCAAGCUCCAAAUGCAUGGGGCCAAAAUGAAGAAAGCUUUGAGGCAUACAACAAUGAGCAGCAGCCUGAGCAAAGAUUGCACAAGGAGAUAAAAGAUCAACAAUUUCCCAAGUUCUUAGAGAAUUUCCAGAAAUUGGAGAUCAACAUUUCCCUAGUUGAAGCCUUGGAACAAAUGCCACUUUAUGCAAAGUUUCUCAAAGAAAUCAUCACCAAAAAGAGGAGCUGGAAGGAGAAGAAAAUUGUGAUCCUCACCCAGGAAUGCAGUGCUGUAAUCCAAAAAGGGUUGCCACCCAAACUCAAGGAUCUAGGGAGUUUUCUCAUAUCAUGUACCAUCGGAAACAUGACAAUAGAGAGAGCUCUUUGUGACCUGGGUGCUAGCAUAAAUCUUAUGCCCCUUUCCAUGAUAAAAAAGUUACUCAUAGAGGAGGUGAAGCCCACAAGGAUGUCACUACAACUUGCUGAUAGAUCCCUUAAGACACCUAAUGGAGUGGUAGUAAAUCUAUUGGUGAAAGUUGGAGAGUUCAUUUUCCCUACUGACUUUGUGAUCCUAGAUAUGGAAGAGGAGGGAAGUAACUCAAUUAUCCUGGGAAGACUUUUUCUAGCCACAGCAAGAGCCAUCAUUGAUGUAGAGAAAGGUGAAAUGGUUCUCAGGGUACAUAAUGAGCAAAUGGUCAUCAAUGUCUUCAAGGCAAUGCAAUACCCCCUGAGAAAGAGAACCAUAUGA